This is a messenger RNA of Rodentolepis nana, 202 nucleotides long. The record is from the annotation of a GenBank genome assembly. Lineage: Eukaryota; Metazoa; Platyhelminthes; Cestoda; Cyclophyllidea; Hymenolepididae.
CCGCCGUUUCAUUGGGCCGUAUCCGUCGCAGUCAAGAUUGGAAAUACGGCGACGUCCAAGUUUCACAGCCUCCAUAGGCGCCAAUCAGCGAUUCGGAAGCGCACGGGGCCUAACAAAAGAAAUCGAUAAUUUAGGAUUAAAAGGGAAGUCAUUGUGUGUAAAAUUAACACAAGAUAUUCUGCCGCCACAACAACAGCAUUAG